AUGAACGAUCUCAGUGUAGUGAGUGGUACCGGUGCAGUGGUGAGCUACUUCCAGCAGUUCUUCUAUCCCAGCAGCGGGCAGCAAACACCGACACCGAGGGUACUGCAUGGUGCACGUGAGUUUCCAAGUCCACUAGAUCUGUCCCUGCGUCCGUGCACCAAUGUGCCCAUGACGCCACCGUCAACACCCUCACCACCGAGAAAACGGCUGAAGUCGUUUGAGGAAUCGGCGACGGUCCAAGCGUUGGAGCCUGAUUGGCGUCCGCAGCAGUUGGUUCAGUUGACGCCGAAGAACCAAUUCUCCGAUACCGUCUGCAUCGACGACAAGCGAUACUACGCCAAUACGACACUAGGUACUGGUGGAAAUAGGAGCAGUAGUGAGACUGGAAACUUCCAGUACUUCCAUGACCGUGUACGCUAUCCGGCAGUAACCGAGGUAGGUUCUGCUUUAAACAUACCAGCCGAGACAGUACCGUCGAUAGAUACUGAUGGCGUUGAAGAUGAUGGUGAUAAGGUCGAGGAAUUUAUCGAUAUUACCGGUGGUCCCGAAGAGUGCGAAACACUGGAACGAGACGAUCAGGAAGAGGAGGACGAUGAAGACGGUGCUCGCUUGAGUCCAGCCGUCGACGUGCAUUCCGAUUGCUCCAGCAUCGAUGUGGAAUCGUUGGAGAACGCAGACGAUCAAGACAGUAGCGGAUCGAUCAAUAUCGUCGAUAACGAGGAGAACCAGGACCCGCACGAUGCGGUCCUGGUCGAUGGUAAGCAGUACUUUGAGGACGAGCGCCUUCAUCUGCAAGCAAUCGAAGGAUUCGCUCGACUGUUCGAGCGUAGUUUUGGAGGCUUCAGUUCAGAGAAGAACUCAGCGGCUCCGCACGGAAAGCCAUCGCGCGGAACUUCCAAAGCCGAACGAAGGCGAAACAAGACGCGCAAACAUCCGAUCGACGAUGAUAACUCCAGUCCCGUGUCCGGUACGAUCAUCCGGAAGCUGCAGGAUGGUGAGGAGCUUGUCGUGCGGAAGGGUGACAUCGAUCCGGCCUUCAAUGUGGUCGAGAUAACGGACGAGGCGAAGGAGAUACUGUCGAAGAUUGAGAACAAGAUCGGUUCGUAUCUGUGCCAGCUGUGCCGGGCACUGUACGACGAUGCGUUCGGGUUGGCGCAGCAUCGAUGCUCACGGAUCGUCCACAUCGAGUACCGGUGUUCCGAGUGCGAUAAGGUAUUCAACUGUCCGGCCAAUCUGGCGUCACACAAGCGUUGGCAUAAACCGCGUGGGGCACACGCGGAAGGAAGAAAGUCUAGCGGCGGUGGCAAAGGGCGCCCGUCGGUGGAAGAACAUGCCAAGGAUGAGGAACCAAUCGAAAUCUUGGAUAACUCGAAUGACGUCCAGGAACCGAGCUCGGUACAGCCUCAGCAAACGCCGCCCAAGGAAGAAUCCUAUCCCUGUGGCCAGUGUGGCAAAACGUUCCAGCGGCAAAGUUACCUCAAGAAGCACUCCGUUACUCACCAGCAGAUGGAACCCACGAUCGUGCGGACCACCGUGCCAGCUGGUGGUAGCGUGGGAACGGAUACCCGAUCACCAAGCUAUGGAUCCCCUUUGCCUUCCUCACCUUCUUCCACGAUUACCGCCGGUGUGCAGCAGCUUCCUCGGUCAUCUCCUGCGUCCGGUGGAUUUGCCGUUGCUUUCGACAAACUGACGCGUCCCUUAGCGACACCGGGCGCCAGCACUUCGACGUUGUUCCCAUUCGCCGCCUGCUACGGUGGCAUGGCAACGUUGGCGAAUGCUGGUGCGGCUGCUGCUGCAGCGGCCGCUGCGGCCGCCGCUAGUUCUAACCAUCAUUACAGCGAACUAGAGAAACGACGCUGGCAAUCACUCGGUGAGCUCUAUCUGCAGCAGCGCGAUCGGCUGUCCGCCUUCCAGUACGUACGGCAUCAUCAGUACGGCGAUUACUUGAAAUGCUUCAAUCCCUUCCAGUUAGGUCGCGAUAAAACCUGACCUAACGUUCUGCGGCCAGUCCCACGUCUGGCCGCAGCCCCCACUCUCUGGUCAUCCCACACGAACCACUCGACUAACCCGACCAACCUACCACCGGCAGCGAUGGCAAGUACCACAGUACAUCCACCACCGACCCAUUCGGA
Molecule: messenger RNA, 2132 nt
Organism: Anopheles darlingi
Lineage: Eukaryota; Metazoa; Arthropoda; Insecta; Diptera; Culicidae
Product: myoneurin-like
Exons: 4
Coding region: 1-1989 (662 amino acids)
Biological process (GO): neuron differentiation; negative regulation of transcription by RNA polymerase II; regulation of cell cycle process
Cellular component (GO): transcription repressor complex; nucleus
Molecular function (GO): RNA polymerase II cis-regulatory region sequence-specific DNA binding; DNA-binding transcription repressor activity, RNA polymerase II-specific
Source: RefSeq, a predicted model, not a curated record